Molecule: messenger RNA, 4263 nt
Organism: Synchiropus splendidus (mandarinfish)
Lineage: Eukaryota; Metazoa; Chordata; Actinopteri; Syngnathiformes; Callionymidae
Gene: gcm2
Product: glial cells missing transcription factor 2
Exons: 8
Coding region: 757-2052 (431 amino acids)
Biological process (GO): gliogenesis; regulation of transcription by RNA polymerase II
Cellular component (GO): nucleus
Molecular function (GO): DNA-binding transcription activator activity, RNA polymerase II-specific; RNA polymerase II cis-regulatory region sequence-specific DNA binding
Source: RefSeq, a predicted model, not a curated record
CGGGCUCGAGCCUCCGAACAUGCCCGCGCUCAUCGCCGUGUGCUUUGCUUUCUGCGCCAGAGAACUCAGGUCGCGCCGUGCUCGAAAAAGAGCUUCGUAUUUAUUGGUCAUUUGUCGUCUCGGCACCACGCACGAGAACAGAAGCAAACAUGAUGGGGAGCAGCACGAGGGGCGCGCGCGCGUCUGUUUCCCGUCCGACAAGCUGGGAUCCAGGAGUUGCACACACACACACGCGCAGACGUGUUUUUUCUUUAUGGUUUGUGAGGGCCUCUCCCCCUGAACACAUGACUCACCUGAGCCAGACUGGAACCUGACCUAACGCUGUGAGGACAGGCCCAAAUGUCCUCACAAGAAGGCAGCUUGUCAAGACUCGGUCCUCACAAGUCUGGCAAAGCACACGCGGUCGAUCGUAUCAUUUAGUUUUCUAAUCGAUGACUAAUGAGUUGUUUGUUUUGGGGAAAAUAGAGACAUAUUGACACAAAACACACCGAUGCGCGCGCGCGAGAACACACACACACACACUCCGCCCUCCAUUUGACAUCAUCACUACCUGUGGCCUCGCAGACCCUCAAACCUGAGUCUCGCCGGAGCCGCACGCGCGGAGUUAUCCUCAUCACCAACGCUCCAUCUGGGCCUGCUGGUCACCUGGAACAUUCUCCCCCGGGCUCAGGCCUGACCCCUGGACCCGGGCUCAGAACGGACUGGAAGCAGCGUUGGAAACGGAGCCAGAUCCGUUACCGGGAGCCGCAGAAGAGUAUGUCCCGAGUGGAGGAGCGAGAGCAGACGGACUGCGUGUGCUCGGUCGGCAUGAAGUUGACGUGGGACAUUAACGACCCGAAACUCCCGCAGGACCCUCCGCAGUUCGACAGGUUCCAGGAGUGGACCGAUGGCUACGUGCACUACAUCUACACCGCGGAGGACAAGAACGCUCAGCGUCACCUGUCAGGCUGGGCCAUGAGGAACACCAACAACCACAACUGUCAGAUACUGAAGAAGUCCUGCCUGGGCGUGGUGCUGUGCUCUCGCGCCUGCUCCCUGCCGGACGGCUCCAGGCUGCAGCUCCGACCUGCCAUCUGCGACAAGGCCCGGCAGAAGCAGCAGAAGAAGGCCUGUCCCAGCUGCAGCGCGGCGCUGGAGCUGGUUCCGUGCCGGGGCCACAGCGGUUACCCUGUUACCAACUUCUGGCGAGUGGAUGGGAAGUGCAUCUUCUUCCAGGCGAAAGGAGUACACGACCACCCGAGACCCGAAUCCAAGUCUGAGACCGAGGCGCGCCGCAGCUCUGUCAAGAGACGGGUCACCUCUCCUGCCUUCCUGUCCAAGCGCCGGCUGCUGGACGCUCAGGCCCUGCCGCCGGCUCUGCUCUCCUGCGCCGACCCGGCCGACCGGAUCUCUUUCAUUGAUCCAAACUUCCAGCAGCACUACCCGGCAUUCCAGAGUGCAGAGCCUUACUACAGCCCCCAUCAUGCCCUGCAGGACGGCGCUCCCACGUUACAGAAGGCUUCCGCUCCCAGAGUGUACAUGAGCCGACCAGGCUACGAGCUCCAGGGCUACCGCAGCCCUCCCACGUACCCGCUGACGUCGGAGCCCAUCUGCGACCCCAGGCUGGGGUCUGUCCUGGCCUCCUCCUCCUCCUCCUCCUCCUCCUCCUCCUCCAACGCUCCACACUCGGCCUCCUUUGACUGUCAGUCCAAGUCCAACUGGAAAGAGCUGCUGAAGACAGGCGCCCCCUACAGUGACCACGCCCACUACUACAGUGCAGAAUAUCCAUGUCGCUACCCCAGCAACGGGCCGUGCUCCCCUGCAGCCCUUCAGACCAUCAUCACCACCACCACCAAGGUGUCGUACCAGCCCUGCCCUCCCUCCAAGCCUCCCAGCCUCCUCUCCGCCCUCCCUGAGGACCCCUCUUCCUACUCGGAUGACUGCGGCGGGGUCAUCAAGUCCUUCCCACCCGACCCUCAGACCGGCAGAGCGGAGCGGGACGGCCCAGAGUACCGCUUCCCCUGCUACUCCAGCCCCCACCCCACCGGCUCCUACCGUUACGAGGACUACUGACUCCCAGGGGGUCCAGGACCGGCGCCCGCCGCCACCUCACCUGACUGUCGAUCAUGUAGCUGUUGAAGUAGUAAAGUAUAGCACACACACGUCUGUCUCGCUGUCCUUGUGGGGACCGCUCCUGGCCAUCACCUGGACCAGGACUCUGGACCAGACUGAGACCCAGGUAUUUGGAAGCGGACCCUGGAAGCGGCGUGUUUCCAAGAACUGGUUCCCACAAGUCCGACUACUCCCUGGCUCACGACCCUCCACACACACACACAGGUGCGAGCUCGCUCGGACAGCAGGUGGCGCCGCGCCGCGCCGCCGGAUGCUCCUCAGAUGUGUGGAAUUCUUGUGAGAGACAAAUAAAAGAUGAGAGAUUGAGCGGUCACGAGUGAUUGGCUGGCGCGGCAGGAUCCAGGUGAGCUGCGUGACGGCAGAUAAUCUGGUAACGUGAAACUUUCAACAACAAUCUUCUCACGCUGUCUCGUCCUAUCUGCUGCUGUCUGAUCUCCAUCAGAGGAAUCUUCGGCAUAAAUCACCGUGACACCCGCUGCAGACCUGAGCUGAUGAUGUCAUCAUCUUCCAGGUCAGCCACCUGCGGGGUCACACUAUGGUCACAGACUUCCCUCCUCCCUCCGUCCUUGUCACGCUUUGCAUUCUGGGAAAUGUGAGCUGUUGUUUGGCCCGGGACCCGUCGGACCUGUAUCGCUUUAAUCUGUCCAUCGUCUCAUCCUGAGAUUAUCUCUCCAUCUCUGCUGAGGAACUCACGUACACGUCCUCGCCGUCACGCCCCAAACCUCAGGACCGCCGCCGCCGCCGCUGCCGGAACAUGCCACUUGCUUUGAUCUUCCCUCCAAACAAGGACUGCUAAUGUAGCCGAGGAUCCGCUCUGCUGACACGGCAAUGUAAACUAUACACAGUCGGCAACAGGUGUGUGUGUGAGUGUGUGAGUGAGUGCGAGACGGCGCCCCCGCCCCUCCUCCGGGGGGCCAGUGGUCGGUCCAGUCCAUUGGGCUGACGCAGCUUCACUGUGGCAGAAGAGUCUCUGUGAGAGCGUCGCUGUGUUUCUGCCUCCACCAGACACAUUCCUGCUCCGGAUCGCUGGCGAGGACAAAGAAACACCAUCAAUCACACACACACACACGUCAUCACACGCGGCCUGCAUUUGAUUGGUCAUGUGCCGCAUGACCUGCCUUUGGUUUGACCUUUUAUCAUACUUUCAACUCCACAUGAGUCCAGCCUUGAUGUGCACGCACACACCUGUUCUUGUGAGGACCGCCUCUCCCCCGAAACACAUGGCUCACCUGGACCAAGACCCUGGACCAGACUGAACCUGCCAAAUGCGGUCCUCACAGGGACAGUGUUUUGUCAAGAAUGGGUCCCCACAAAGUAGGAUGAGCGGGCCCCGAGGCGCCCACAGCUCAGCUCCAGGGCUGCUGGUACUUGGCAGCAGAUGAAAGGAUGUUCCUGAUGCGUGAUGGGAGGGGGCUGGUCUCCAUGGCAGGUGGGCCAGGAACCCAGGAACCAUCCUCCCUGGUCCUGAGAGUCGUCCUGAGAGGCGCAGCAGCGGUGCAGGUGAAGGGCCUGAGAGCCACUUCUGCUGCUUUCAUCUUCCCCCUGAAUGACGCAGACACAGCUGAGACCUUCCUUCUGCUUCUGAAUCGUUCCGUUUUGAACUGAGAAUCACUUGUUGUUAGCGGCAGUGUCCACAGCAGCAGACUGACCCGGGAGCAGAAGGACACCCCUGAGAAACGGGUCUCUCGUGUGAGAGCGGACGCCCUGAAGCUGCGUGAGCUCAUCCGCUCAUGGGUGGAAGUGACGGCCCACAUGUUUCGACACAGAAACACACUUCUUUCUCACAACCAAGACACGCUGCGGCGCGGAGCCGCUCACGGCCUGUGGAGCUCGGGCGGGACAGCGUCGCCCUGGUGACGCCCGUCACAAGAUGGUGGCAGUUCUGUCCGAGUUUAGAGCGAGACAGGAGACACAAACUUUUCAUCACGCUGCUCCACGUGGGUCACUUCCUGUUUGGUGUGGUGUGAAUGAACAGCUAGUGAGAUUCACGGAUGCGACGUAAGAGACGGACGUGACUCUAGUUUGUAUUGGUGGCACACGACACUGGGCAGGUCUGGAGAGCCACCGAGGAAGCGCUGGUCCUGGGUAACAGAAGGGUUCUGGUGACACCGAGCCCUGGAGGGCCACACUGGGGGCAGGUUCUUCAGCAGU